GAGAUCUAAGACAUGUGGAUGGUGGGAAAGAUUCCAAGUCAGAAGGUCUUAAAGACCCGAUUGGUUUAGUUUUGACAUGGUUCGGUUUCGUAUGACUAAGCAGGGUGGUUUGGUCCUAAAGUGAAGAUAAAUAGCCCCAACACCAAGUGUCAACACAUAUCAGAAAACCCAAAGUUGAGAUCAACAGAGAGAAAAUGGCCAAGGCAAUGAAACCCGUUUCCAUCUUCGUUUUCUUCUUCAUCUUCUUUUUGGUUAUCUCUGAGGUGCCGGAGAUAGAAGCGCAGGAUUAUAGCGAGUGCUUGAAAGAAUACGGUGGUGAUGUUGGUUUCGGCUUUUGUGCGCCUCGGAUAUUUCCAACGUUUUGUUACACAAGAUGUCGUGAGAACAAGGGGGCUAAAGGUGGAAGAUGCCUUUGGGGUGAAGGCAUUGAUGUUAAGUGCUUAUGCGACUUCUGCAACGAUCAACCCAUAGUCACAAUUUGAAUGUCUAAGCAGUCGCUAAUAUAUUAUGGCCGCCGUAUCUUUUGUUAUGUUCUUCCACAAGUUUUAGUCAUGGUUUGUAAUGGUCCCCAAGUAAUACUCUAAUAAUGUAAUAUGAAAUAAAGAAUAAUGAAAAGUUCGA
Messenger RNA from Eutrema salsugineum, 621 nucleotides. RefSeq names its product defensin-like protein 195. The record is from RefSeq and is a predicted model, not a curated record. Lineage: Eukaryota; Viridiplantae; Streptophyta; Magnoliopsida; Brassicales; Brassicaceae. Gene Ontology annotation, cellular component: extracellular region. Gene Ontology annotation, biological process: defense response. Gene Ontology annotation, molecular function: sodium channel inhibitor activity.